AUGGGCGAAUUCCCGGUGACAACAAACAAACCUGAUGAUGAAAUAGAUGAACAAAAUGGUUUUCUCAGUGUUAGAGAGAGUGGAAUAUUAUUUCCUGCCUUACGAUUAUCUCGCGAAAAUAACUUAAAUUCUUCCUUUACAAAAUAUUCCAUUCAAAAUCAAAUCUUUUUUCAUCCUGACUUACCUGAUAAUUCACUCCCGAUUCCAUACACAGGAUUUCUUGGAACUUGCACUUUAUCGAUAGGUCCAUUCUUGUAUUUAGAUACUCAGGUUCAUGAACUUUUAUUUGUGAGUCAGCAAGUUCUCCUAGAUGAUCAAAAUCAAAUACAUGAUGCGUCACAUUUAUUUUCUCAACAAGCUCUACCACAAACUCUGCAGCAGAAUCAACAACUUUUUCAACAGUCUCAACAACUAGCAUUUACAACUGUACAUCAAGCACAAGUACAACCAACAUUUGGUCAGACUUCAUAUCCCGUAAUUCGACCUUUAACUCCCUCUCCCAUUACAACUGCAAGUUUACAAACUUCAUCUUCUCGUAUUUACAAGCAACCUGCGAUACAACCCCGUCCACAACCACAACCGCAGGUAUCGCAGGUAUCCCAAUUAACACAAGUAUCAACUAAUCCUCAAGUUCAACAGCGAAUGCCUAUACCUCGUUUAUCUUCUCAACAACCUAAAAUUAAUACAGCUCCUUCACCCUCAAAUAAUUCUGUUAAAUUCUCGCCUCAAUUAACCAACGUUAUGCAGACAUUACUUCAAACCUACAAUCCUUCACAGAUACUCGCCAUACAAAAACAAUUGUCACAACCUGAAACGGCGCCAAACUUAUCGCAAGAGCAAAAAAAUGCGUUAAUCAAUCAUUUAAGUUACCUAUUGGCAUCACAGUCUAAUACUUCAUCUCAAGUGAAUUCGACUCUUAAUGCUCCGUUACCUCAACAACGCCCUAAUGUUUCCUCAAUUUUAUCAAAGACUGUGCAAUCACCUCAAUAUCAAUCAGGUCAAUUAUUUUCACAAGAUCAAACUCCGGAGAAAGAUCUCUCGGUGAAGGAUCUCUCACCAAAAGAUCUUUCGAUCCCAACAACUUCAUUACCUUCCGAGGUCUCAGUUCAAGCAUCAUCUCCUCCAAAUGAAGAAAUCCAGAUAGCACAAUCGGAUUGUCAAACGAUACAAUCAGAUUCACCAACUGAGCAGGCUCAGGAUGUUCAAUCAACUCCAUCUCCCGAACAAAUCCAAACGUUGUCAAUAUCACAAAAAUUGAAGCAACUCGGUCUCUCUACAGAGAAUCAUGUAGUAAUCGAACCAUCUCCACAGCAAAAACAACCGGUUAAUUCGUUACCACAACAAAGAAUGUUGGUGGCCACAGAAUCUGCUCAUUAUGCGUCGCUUAACAAAUUUAAAAUGUGGAAUCAACCUGUAGAAAUUCCUGCGUCUACCGCAUAUGAGCAUGCAGUAAGAUGUGAAGUAAUUUUAACGUUUAAGGAUGAUCGGAAAACUAGGUUUUUAUUUCCCAAAGAUGCUAUUAUUGAACGUAAUCCAGAAGAUGAUAUGGGAUUAUUACAUUGUCCUAAAGUUUAUGAGGUAAUUGCAAGUUAUGUUUCACCUCCCGAUGAGGAUGACCCGAAGAAAUCUACUGAAGAAUGGGAGAUUAGUAUAAAAUCAGUAACCGAAGAGAUAUGGAAUGCGUUAUGUAGAACCGUAAACGACGAAGAUACGGUUGAACGUUUAAUGGAUGAAAAGCUUAAGCGUAAAUGUAAAGAACGUUAUUUACAAAUGCGCGUUCCUAGAGACUUUUAUAAGGAAAAAGUAAAGAAAUAUCAAAGAACUUGGGUGACAGCGGUUUCUACCAAUGAAAUGGACGAAGAGGAAAUUGAUAUUGAUAUUAAAAACGAUGAUUCAGAUACGGAAUUCGAUUUACAAUUUGGUAAAGGGAAAAGAGGAAAACGUAAAACGACAAAAAAGACAGUACCUACAUCUACAAAAAAAGUUAGGAAAACAAAGAACUCUUCUAAAAAUGAGAAUAAUCGGAGGAAAUAUACGACAAAAAAAUCUAGACUCGUUACCGAUUCAGCUGGUAACGUAGAGCAUAUCACUGAAAAAAAGAAUUGUAUGUACUGCGGUGUUAGAUACACUCCAAUGUGGAGAAGAGGACCCAAAGGACCAGGAACUCUGUGUAAUGCAUGUGGUGUAAAAUGGAAACAAGGAAAAAUUAUGGUUGAAGAAAGCCCAAAUGAUGAUAAUGAGCCCACUGAGCAGAAUGAUUCUACGCCAGUCGCUCAACCUUCCAAUUCAAGAAACCCAUCAAUAUCUAUUGGCGAAGAUGCUCCUAAUCCUUCUGCUGCAAAAAUUCCUGGCCGGCCACUUACAGAUGAUGAUGAUGGUCAAGGUCGUGCUGAGAAAUCACGUGUAUCACGUGGUGGUUCUAUCGCCGGAACAUCUAAGCGUGGUCGAAGACCUUCAACUUCAUCAAAGAAAGAACCUGAGCCAGUUCCUGAUAAUCUUAUUUCUAAGUCCAACCUAACACCAUCUCAAAAUCCAUCGAUAUUUCCCAUGGAACUCGCAAUAACUUCAAUUACAUUUGGACCUGGAUUAGCAUUUUUUUCAGAACCUGAUUGUUACGUAACUCUCGAAAAAAAUAAAAUAUUAAUUGGCUUAAAAAAAGAUGGUCAUGAUCCAACAAAAAUCGAAAUUUGGAAAAACUAUAUAGACGACAUCAGUUAUUCAGUCGAGAAAGAUUUGCUGACCGGAUUUCCAAUGUUAGAAGUGACCGUAAACAUAGGACAAUAUAUUACUAGGUUUGACAUGGUAAUACUGGAUGGUGAACAUUCUUCUGUAGUAUUCAAAUUUGUAAAUUUAGAUUUGAAUUUUGAGCCGGGAUUACUUGCAGAUAGCGGCAUCAUCGUUGACGAAGGCAAUGAUAUGAUUGAUUUGCGAACACUGUUUCAAAGGUGGUUUGCUAUUGAAAUGGAUGAGAAUGCCAGUUAUUUUCGAAUGCAAUGA
Molecule: messenger RNA, 2997 nt
Organism: Funneliformis mosseae
Lineage: Eukaryota; Fungi; Glomeromycota; Glomeromycetes; Glomerales; Glomeraceae
Source: the annotation of a GenBank genome assembly